CCUCGGUCCGCUCCUCUCUCUGGUUCAAAUCACCAAGUUAGAUCUGCUCCAUCCCUCCUAUUCAAAUCACGCAUGGAAGGAACCUUUCUUAGCAGCAACUCAGGGAGCACCGUACUCACAAAAUUAGAUCUGCUCCCUCUCUCUCCAAUUCAAAUCAUAAGAGAAAGCAUGGGAGCAGGGCUUUGGUAGCAGCAACUCAGGAGCAUGGUGCGGCACACAAGAGCUGAGUUUAGAUGACGUGACGGAGGCACGCGGCGGCGGCGGCAAUUGUGCGGUGGUGGAAGGCGACCCAGGGGUUGCAGAUGGGUGAGAAGAGGGGUUCUUCGUCAGUGAAGAAGGCGGGGCUGUUGGCGUGGGUGAGGAAUCGGUCGGCGAAGGUGAAGAUCUUCUUGGGGGUGGCGGCGGCGCUGGCGGCUCUGGUGGCUCUCAGGCUCGCCGUCAAGGACCGGAACCACUUCUUCGUCGCCGCAGAAGCCAUCCACUUCGCCGGAAUAUUGGUCUUGAUUUACAAACUCAUCCGCAAGAAGACCUGCUCUGGGUUGUCCCUCAAGUCUCAGGAGCUCACAGCUCUAUUUUUAGGUAUAAGAUUGUACCUCAGCUUUAUUAUGGAAGCUGACAUACACACCAUGCUAGAUUUCGUCACACUUGUCUCAACUUUGUGGGUUAUAUACAUGAUAAGAUUUAAGUUGAAGUAUACGUACAUGGCGGAGCUAGACAAAACACCCAUAUCCUACAUAAUUGCGCCUUCAGCAGUUUUAGCUGUGUUUGUCCAUCCAUACACUGUUAUUAAUUUUAAAAUCCAUAGAAUGGCAUGGGCAUUUUGUGUGUACUUGGAAUCUGUCACGGUGCUGCCCCAGCUUCACAUGAUGCAAAAAGCUAAGCUUAUUGAACCGUUUACAGCCCAUUAUGUGUUUGCUUUGGGUGUGGCAAGAUUUCUUGAAUGUGCUCAUUGGAUCAUUCAGAUAUACGAGUCUGGUGGGAGUUACUUGUAUUUAGUCGGAAGUGGAUAUCUUUGGGUACCCGCUAUAUAUGUAGCAGAAAUGGUUCAAACGUUCAUUUUGGCAGAUUUUUGCUAUUAUUAUGUCAAAAGUGUUGUAAGCGGAAAACUUCUCGUCACCCUCCAAUCACCAGUCUAAGAUUGUACGUGAUAAUAUCUUAGAGUUAUAUAUGUUGGCAAUUGUAACGUUUGCUCAUGUUCUAUUUAUACAUGAUUAUUCAAUAUAGUUUGUGUUUCUUUUGGGUGUAGCAAAAACAUGUACCUGGUUUUAUUGAAAUGGAAUAUGAUAGAUAUUCUUACAUAAAAUAACACAUAACAAAACAAAACUGGUAAGCAUUGUUGCAAUUCUCCAAGGGAAAGUUUCGUGUGAAUUGUAUGUUUAACCUCUUAUGGUUAUGGA
Cuscuta epithymum is the source of this 1397-nucleotide messenger RNA. The record is from the annotation of a GenBank genome assembly. Lineage: Eukaryota; Viridiplantae; Streptophyta; Magnoliopsida; Solanales; Convolvulaceae.